Messenger RNA from Cryptomeria japonica (Japanese cedar), 4364 nucleotides. RefSeq lists its product as uncharacterized. Bases 734 to 4186 code for a protein of 1150 amino acids. The transcript is spliced from 5 exons. Gene Ontology annotation, cellular component: nucleus. NCBI's taxonomy places the organism in Eukaryota, Viridiplantae, Streptophyta, Pinopsida, Cupressales, Cupressaceae. Gene Ontology annotation, biological process: DNA-templated transcription. The record is from RefSeq and is a predicted model, not a curated record.
AUCUUGAAGGCUAUUGGAGAGGCGUAUUUCUUGCUAGUUUGGAGGAUAAUUUCCAGAUUUUUGAAGACAUUUGAAGGCGAAUUUCCAGAUUUUUGAAGAGGAAGGUGGAGUUCUUUUCCAAGCUAAAGGAGGUGCAUUUUAUCCAAGGGAGAGCUUUGAUCUACACUUUGCCUAGCAAAAUUCAUCUAUUUUUACAUCAUUUCUUAGAGUUUAAAACUCAAGAGGAGGUAUGGCGAAAUCAUCUUGACACCCUUAUUCAAGGUUUGAUUUUUUAGACAUUUUUUGGAAAAAUCUAAGUAUUACAUGGUUAAUUAGGAAAUGAUAACUCAAGAUUUAUCAUGAGGUUUCCUAAAUUAAAAUCUUGAAUCUUCCUUUUAAAGUUUAAUUUUUAGAUUUCAAGAUAUAUUACUAAUUUUGAAAUGUUGUGUAGGUAUCAAGAUGGCGACUCCAAAGCCCGGAGGAUCUACAAGUCGGCAGGUUCUCAUCAAGGACGAUCAAGCAAGGACAAGGACGACCUUCUUCGAUCCAGCCUAGCAUUGACAAGGGCGACCUCCUCCAGCCUAGCAUCGACAAGGACGGCCUUCUUUGGACUAACGUCAUCAAGGGCGACUUCUCCAAUCCAGUAUUCCAAGGCGAGGCUCAUGAUCUUUUUGGAGGCAGGGAGUAUACUACGGGAAGUACGCAAAAGCGUGAGUUGGAGGAACCUGAGGAUAAGUUGCAGCAAGAAUCAGAAAUGGCUUUUGAUCCUCAUGCUCCAUACUCCUCUUCAAUGGAUGAUGUCCCACUCAAGUUGUUGUUCCCCAAAUUAAAGAAUCGGCGACGGGGAUCAAAGAAGACCAAAGAAAUGGAGUCACUUGCCAAAAAUAUAGGUGACUCAUCUGAAAAUGAUCAAAACAAAGUCCAAGAGACUCGUGAAUCUGCUUUAGAGAUGUCUGUUGUUGAGAAAAAUAAGAAAGAAGAAUACACUAGAAGUCAACUCUACCACAAAAUCACUGAAGAGUGUUCAUAUAUGGAUCCUCGAACUGUGGGAACAAAAGAUAUUAAGUUAGAAGUUGGAACACAUCCAUAUUAUAAUGAAGAGGGGCUAUCUGAUUCAUUAAAGAGAAGGAAAGAGUCUAUGCAGGAACUUGUUUCAAUAAUAAAUCCAAUGUCUCCAAUCAAAGCAGAAUUGGCACAGGGGAUACAAAAUAAAUUGAAAGAUACUCAGAGGGGUUGCUGCUCAAAUAUACAGCACGGUGACAUUACAGAAGAAUAUCCUCACAAAAAGAUAAAAAUUGAGAAAGAAGAGAGUGAUUUAAGGCUGAAGGAACAUAUGAUUUAUAUUUCUGGUCAAGCGAAGUCCAUUUCAGGUAAAGUUGAAGCUGAAUUUUAUAUGCCAUAUAGUAGAAUAAAUAAGAAACACAGAGAAAGAGCCAUGCCUCUUGCUACAAACUUGAAAGAUCGUACCUAUCCCGAGUUGACUUCUGCACUUGAUGGUGAUAUCCCUCCUGAGAAUUUAUGCAACAUAACUGAAGAGCAAGUAGUAUCUUCUGCAUUGUCACAAUCGAGUGUUGGUAAAGAUGAUGAGCUCAUGCAUAGGUUAGUUCUGUCCAAGUCAAAUGAAAGGGUCAUUGCAUUUGAACCAUCAGAACUAAUUGAUAGUGGAAGUCACCUAAUCUCCAGAUCACAAUUUAAAAUGAAUUCAAGUGAACUUAAUAAAUUUGCUAGUUUAAAUGAGGGUGAAUAUUCAAUAGGUAAUCUGGAUAACCGUGAAAUUGAUGAAGGAUGUUCUGCUCAUAUAUGUUCAAAUAGUUCCUCCAAACACAUAUCAGGGGUGACACAAUGGAAGGCGGGCACAAAUGAAGAAAUAAUGUUGGUCUCAGUAGAUGAUGAUAAAAAGAUACUUCCAGCAAUUGUUUCUCUUAAUGAAUAUAUUAAGUCUAAAAAGCAUCAAUUGAAUGGGAAUGCAAAAGCAGACAAUGUCCAAUACAAGUCUUCGGAAGGUCAAUCGUGCAAAAGUGCAAAAACAAAUGUGGUGCCUAUGGAAUGCUUGGUUCAAGAAGAGAAAAUUAACCAAAAACACCUGAUCUCAAAAGAGGGAGAUGAUUUCAGGCACAAAUCUUUGGUGGUAGAUGCUGGUCCUGAUGGUGGGAGAAUAAUCAACACUGGCUCUAGAAUUGCUGAAAACCACAGUAAAUUAGUUAGUUCAGAUAUUGGGAAGGAAUUAAGAAUAGGAAAAUCAAUCCAAAUAUUACCAGAUGAAAAGCUUUGGGAAGGAUGUCUGCAGCUGAAUGCAUAUAUUACUGUGAUGGCACUUGCCUUCUUCAAAAGCGGUGCAAAAUUCCAGUCAAGCAAUUGGUCUAAGUUUGUGGAGGUAAAGGGAAGAGUUAAGCUAGAUGCUUUUGAAAAGUUUCUACAGGAGUUACCCCUAUCCCGGAACCGUGCACUAAUGGUGAUUUCAAUUCGUUGGAAAGUUGGUUCUUCUGAUGCUGGAAUCUCGGGUAUGCAAGAGAUUGCCAAUUCUUACAAGCAAGGAGAAAGGGUGGGAUUUGCAGAGCUUGCUGUAGGUGUUGAUCUUUACGUAUGUCCACCUGAUGUGACCAUUAUUCACAUGCUCGCUAAAUAUGGUUUCAUCAAGAAUAUUGACAAUAUAAUCAAGAAGCAAGAUGAUCUAAUUGGAUGUGUCGUAUGGCGUAAGAACUAUGCAACUUCAAAUGUUCAACAUAAGAUUCCCGAACAAUAUAUAAAUGCAAAGAAACUUGCACUAGCUGGGCUAUUGCUGGAUUCCCCUAGUCAUCCUGGAGUCUCGCAGUGGACAUCAUGUGGAAAUGAUGCUCCAAAAAUCAGAGCACCUGCAAGCUUAGAAAUUAUAUCUACCUCUGGUAUUGUUAAUGUUGAAAGAAGUGACAAGGAUGAAAGUAUAUUAGAGAAAACAGAGUCAGCGAGUCAAGUUGAUGCAUUUGUAGAAAAUGCAAAAACGGAAAAUGAACAAAAUUCAGAAAAAGAUGCUAUUUCUAGUCUGGCUAAUGUUCAUGGAUGGCUUUCUCAUGCUUCUGAUACAAGAGACCUCUCCUCUGGAUCAAGUCCUCAGCUAGCCAGGUUAAUUCCACACAAUCCUCAAACAAGCACACCUACAGUCUCUGUUCAAACCACAUCGCCCAUGACAGUUUCGAAUCCUAAUCUGACCGAGAAGGUGCCAGGGGAGUUUGGGUCCAAACCGUCGACAUUUCAAAAUGAUAAUGAUGUAAAAAAUCAUAUGUCAGAUGAGGCUGAGGAUGAUGACGACCUUCCGGAGUUUGACUUUAGAGUAGUGUCUGGUGCAUCUCAAAUGCAAGUAACUCAGCAUCCCUCACCUUCUAGUGAUGCACAGUCUUUACAACUCCAUCAGUUUCCAGCUAAAUCUUCAAUAGCAGCUUCUAGUCAAUGCCCUAUGCCAUCUCCUGUCUCCUUGAUAUCAUCUCAAUGCCAGCACAAUGUUCAUAAUAACACACAGCAGGUUCCACGACCUCCAACUAAUCCUCAUCCUCCCGUGCAAACAAGCAUCUUGUCACAGCAGCCAGGUCAUGCUGAUGCAAUGGGUCAUCUCCCUUCUAUAGAAAAUGGCACUCCUAAAGCCCCUGGAGGUAAAGUUUCUGUUCCUCUAGGUCAGCAAUCUGCUGUUUCCAACUUGCAUCAUGUUUCUCCAAAUUCCCAAACUCUAUAUUCUCCAAGUUCUCAAACCCAACAUCCUUCAAGUAAUGAAGUCAGGAAAAGUUUAUGGGAUGAUGAUGAUGAUAUGCCUGAAUGGUGCCCUCCAUAUUUACAGCAACCAAAUUUCCUUAGACCUCCGUUGACCGCUGUGGCACAACCUCAGUCAGCAACACCUAGGCAGCUUUUACCACCUCAGUUGGGAAUACAAAAUUUUCCAGGAAAUUUACAGAAAAUACAUCCACCGCCUCUGCAAUGUCCUCUAACCCCCCAAUUACCUGCACCCCUAAGAAGUCUGCCACCUCAAGCAACUAAUCUGCCACAGGGUCCUUGUCCACCCUUACCCCAAGGUCCCCGACCAUUGAAUGGGAUGAUACUGCCAAUUCCAAGACCCGUGAUGAACAUGGAUAUAAGCAAUUCUCCAUCUGCCUUUCGUCCACAACUGAAUAUUAAGCCUCCUUAUUGUAAACCAGAUUUCACGCCUCUCAGACCUGUCAGUGGGAGUGCUAGAAAGUUUUGAGCAAAUAAAGGAAAACAUGGGUUAAUUGCCUUCUCGUCGGCUUGUCCGGAGCCUUUUUUCUUGUACAAAUACUAUAUACAUAUAAUUACAGUGGAAAUAUUUUUUGCUGCUUGAAGGUAUGCUUAUUCUAUUCACACUACACUUUUUAAUAUUUUAUUCAAUACACUCUCGGGAUCCA